AACACUGAAGGUUGGGUCGUUAUUAACGAAAUGUGUCAUUUAUUUAAUUAGUGGAACAUGGAAAAAGAAGAACUGACGAUUAUCCCGGAUAAAGCAGUGUGUCAAAAAUUCGAAGAUCCAAAGUGAAGAUUGACAUUCUCAAUUUUUCAUUCGUGUUUCGUCGCAUUCAUUGUCAGCUGAAUGCUUUACCUCUUUCAUUCAACUUUUCUUACACAUCGUAAAAUGUCCCAUUAUUGUUAACAGAUGUACAAUUCGACUUAAUGAAUAAAUGGAGCAGAUAGCUUGGAAUCCUUUACCUCAGUUUUGUGGAGAUUUAAAAAAAUAAUCGGUUGUUACGGCCAAUUUAUGUUUGUCAGUGAAAAUUCUCAGUGACAGAAAACCUAUUUAUUCAGUGAGAAAAUUAUUUAACCAAAAUAAAUUUUAUUUUGAUCCCUCAGCGUAAAAUUUUCAAAAUUCAUGUUGAUUGUAUUCAUUGACAAUGAAAAUUUUAAAGUCUGCUGAUAAGUUCAAAACCAACGUGGUUUAAUCCCACUACAUGUUCUGUAAUAAUCAAUAUGACUAAACAAAUUCUGAUUAAAAAAAAUCAUUUCGUUAGCUAAGUGAUAUCAAAGACUUUAUAGUUAUUUAUUCGACAAAUUGCAAAAUGUUGAUUUUUUCAGCACAUUACAUCAGUACAUUAUAAACACCACGAGUGCUGAAAAACGAGUCUUUGAAAUGAGUUGCACACAUUUUAUUUUUUCCAAAAAUAUGCCACGAAAAUAUUUGCACUAGCUUAUGUUCCAAGCUAGGUUCCAAGGGAACCCACGUGUGAGCAUAACUUUUUUGAUCGAUCAGAACUUCACCUACUUCAAUAUAUUUUUAAUUUUUAACCAUGACUUCCUAUAAAGUGGAGCAACUACCAUCACCCUUGAAUGUAUUGGGAGAAGGCCCUCACUGGAGUAUAGAAAAGCAGUCUUUAUACUAUAAUGAUAUCUAUGGUGGAACUAUCCAUCGAUACGACUAUGCAGAGAACAAAACAUUUACUGCAAAAAUAGAUGGAUACCCAGUUAUUUCAUUCAUUAUCCCGGUGAAGGACAGCAAGACUGAAUUCAUAAUUGGAACUGAUAAGAAAAUUACUCUCAUUGAGUGGGACGGCAUUUCUGAACAAGCUAAAUUUUUGAAAACGAUCGGAGAGGUUGAGUUUGAUUUACCGGACAACCGGUUCAAUGAUGCCAAAACGGACUCCAAAGGUCGUUUCUAUGCAGGAACUAUGAGACUAGAAGCAAAAGGAGACAUUUUCGAAGCACGCCUUGGAACUUUUUACCGAUACGAUGCCAAGCAGAACAAGUUUAUUGUGUUGAAGGAAAAUAUUGGCGUUUCCAAUGGACUAUGCUGGAACGAGAGUGGCAAUUUGCUGUAUUAUAUUGAUUCAUGCGACUUGGAUGUCAAGGAGUUUCACGUGGACGAAAAUGGAGAUAUUUCAAAUGAGAGAAAAGUAGUCGAUUUUACUGUCAAUGAAGAUCGUCCCCCUUUCGUUCCUGACGGAAUGACUAUUGAUACGAAAGGAUUCUUAUACGUGGCGACCUUUGGCGGCUCUUCAGUUUACAAAAUUAAUCCCAAGAAUGGAAAAAUCGAAUUAGAAAUAAAAUUGCCGUGCGAACAAGUUACUUCGGCCGCUUUUGGAGGUCCAAACCUUGACAUUCUUUUUGUGACAACCGCAGCAAAGGAAUUUAAAUCGCCGCAACCUCCUCCAGCAGGCGCACUGUUUAAGGUCACCGGUCUGAAUGCGAAAGGAACGCCAAUGUACAGUGUUGACUUGAGUUAAUCAAGAAAAGUUUAAGAAAAUCUCGUAAAUUACACAACAUU
Messenger RNA from Aedes albopictus (Asian tiger mosquito), 1845 nucleotides. RefSeq names its product regucalcin. NCBI's taxonomy places the organism in Eukaryota, Metazoa, Arthropoda, Insecta, Diptera, Culicidae. The transcript is spliced from 6 exons. The record is from RefSeq and is a predicted model, not a curated record. Gene Ontology annotation, molecular function: calcium ion binding; gluconolactonase activity. Bases 872 to 1804 code for a protein of 310 amino acids. Gene Ontology annotation, biological process: L-ascorbic acid biosynthetic process.